UAUGAUUUGCAUUUGCCACGUUAUGUGUGCCAAACAUGCCUGCAGCAGUGGGCCCCUGAUGUGAGAGACCUAGUCAGGAGUGGAUAUUGGCCAGCUUCUGCAAAUGCUUCCACAAUCUACACGGUGGACCUCCUCAACACCUUUCAGGAGCUGAAGUUGAUCUCACCUGGAUUCUCCAGGCAAGCCCUUGCAAAAAUGCUGGAACAUCGCACACUGUGUGCAGGAAGAUCUGGACAGAUCAACGGGGAUGCCCUGCAGAGGAGCUUUCUUGAGUUUGCAUACGCCUCCUUUGAGAAAGACCAGCUCUGCUGUGAUACCCCUUUCACCUGCCCUGCCUGCACACCUGAAAUGGUAGCAGUGUCAGCAGAUGGCAACAGGAAGCUUUAUCGCUUUGGCCAUACUGGAAGAUCUAAUGACACUCCCUUUUUUGAUGGGCUAUUUCUAGCCAAAGACAGUGAGGUGUCUGAUUUUGUCAACACAAUACAGAUGGCGGUGAAGAAUAUAAAGGGGAGAGGCACAUGUGGAGACUCUCAAUGGGCAGCAGCAAGGGAGACCUCUAGGCGGGCCUCUAAACUGGAUGAGGAAGGCGUUGAGGUUGCGGUGUGUCGGCAUGGCUUCCUUUUAAAAGCCCUUAACAUGUACCGAGGAGAGAUAUUUGCGUAUCCUAUGUAUCUCCAAAGGGAGCUUCUCCCAAGCAAGGCACAGUUUUUUGCUAUGGAUGUGGCAUGCAAAUACUGGCCAUACCUACAAAAAGUUGCUUCGGUCAUUCCAGCUCUCAAGAGCCUCACAGAAAUGAAGCCCUUCCUGAGCAUCAUGCAUGCAAGAGCUCAUGCUACCAAGUGUGAGAUAAAAUGGAGUGGUCGGAAUCAGAAGGGAGCAGGCACAACUGCCGGUGAGGAGGUGGAGCAAAUAAACAGCUACCUCUCCCGUUGUGCCCUGACAACAAAGUACAUGUCAAAAGCAGCACGUGUGGACAUGCUCACUGUGCAUGCAAUGGGUUGGAACCAUCACAAAGCAGAGACGCUACACAAGGCCCUCUCCACAAGAUAUGUGAAGACAUCUAAAAGGGCAGAAGAAGAGGCAGAGAGGCUGUCACAACUGCAGAAGGACCUGCAGUGCUCAAAUGCAAUGGCUGUACAGUGGAUUGCUGAAGUCAAGGAAUGGGCAGAGAGCGAGACCCCAGUAACGGGUCUGCACGUUCUCCAGCAGUCCAUUGAGGGUCUCCAUCUGGGUCUAAAGCAACAGAAACAAACCCUCUACCGUCAGAAUGACAGCAACAAGCUUCGCCAUCGUCUCCGAAGAAAGUUGACGGAAGACAAAAAGCGCCUUCUCCAGGAGAUUGAUAAAUACAACAGUCUUGUUGCAGACCUCUCCAAAAGGAUUGAUGUGGCCUUGGUUGACCACUCUUUGGCUGGACAGAGCACUGGCGCAAUAUGGCCAUGGGAGGACUAUGGCAGUGUAACAAUCGGGGUCAAGAAACGACUGCACGACCAGGAAAUGCUGAAAACACGGCUGGAAGAGGAGCUCCCUAUCCUGGUGUUGGAGAUGGCCCAGCACUGUACGUGGUUGCAGAACCUGGGAGUGGCCCUCAAGACGGAGCUUGCAAGAUACGAAGAUGAAAAUGGACUUCACUGUCUCUUGGCAAGAAGACUUGCGGAAGUGGAAGAACGACAUCAAAUGGUCCUGCAGCGGUAUAAGACUGCUCUAGGUCCAUUGGCCUCUGUCCUCCUUGAUGUUUGUGAGGAAGAGGAAUGUGAUCCGAUGGGCCUGGUCAGUCCAGACACCAGCGAGGAUGAGGAAGAUGCAAGAGAACAAGCAACUUAGUUGAUGGUGUGGUUUCGUGCCUCGCUUGAUGUACACAAAUGAUCAUUGUUAUUGCUAUGUUUAAAAUAAAAAAAUAAAAA
Messenger RNA from Gadus morhua (Atlantic cod), 1904 nucleotides. RefSeq lists its product as uncharacterized. The coding region runs from base 196 to 1824 and encodes 542 amino acids. NCBI's taxonomy places the organism in Eukaryota, Metazoa, Chordata, Actinopteri, Gadiformes, Gadidae. The record is from RefSeq and is a predicted model, not a curated record. The transcript has 11 exons.